Lymnaea stagnalis (great pond snail) is the source of this 11381-nucleotide messenger RNA. The record is from the annotation of a GenBank genome assembly. Lineage: Eukaryota; Metazoa; Mollusca; Gastropoda; Lymnaeidae.
GAGUGGCAGCACUUAUCUAUACUAUAUAUACUGCAGUCCGUAUCUCUUUCAGAACUAAGGACUAUUUGAUCUUUUCAGCUGUACUAUUCGAACUGCCACAUUGAGCAAAAUGGCCUUUACCUCCAAGUUAAUCGUUCGUGCUUUGUCGACGUCUGCAGCACAUUUCAAUUCAAUUAAAACAGUAACAGUCAUUGGCAGUGGAUUGAUGGGCUCUGGCAUUGCACAAGUAUGUUUUUGUUUGUUGUUACUUUCUACAAAACAAGAUUUGUAUAGUACCUGAGACCUGACCAAACAAGAACUUCUGAAGCGAUACUUAAAAAUCACUCUCAUCGGACUUUGACCUCGACCAGUACUGCAAUAAUCAAUAUACAUAUAACCUUUGGAUCCGAACAUUUUUCAUAUCAUCUUAAUCAUUAAAUCAUUAAAAGAAAAUACAGUAAGUAUAAUACCACACAGUCACCAACUGUCUGUUACAGUUGCCAGUUGCAGUAUAAUGAUGAAGUAUGAUUAUGUCAUCUAAAGAAUAAAUUUUUACAAUGAUUCAUGAAAGCCUACUUUUGAAGCUUAAACUUGGUUUAAGUUUUAGUCUUAAUCAACUUAAUCAGUUGUAAUUUAAGUUUAAGUUUAAGAGUCCACUAAAAACUAAAAUGUCCAAGACUAAAUUUUCAAACAUAAACUUAGUAGUUAAUUACUUUAACUUAGACUUAGACUUAAUAUAAAAUUAAAAGCAUUUGUUGCUUGUAUUCAAAUUAACUUUUAAUUUUUAUUUUUAACUUUAUUAAGUUAAAGUUUAUCAGAGCUAAGUGAAAAUUGUUAUAAGGGGACAUCCAUAAAUGUCAUGCGUCUGGGGAGGUUGUCAGAUUUUUGUGACAAUGUGUGACCAGGGAAAGGGGGGCCUCAAGCAAUGUGAUGCCACAUGAAAAGCGGAAUAUUGUAGUAAAGUCUUUGCUCUUAAUAAUCCUAAAUUACAGACAUUUUUAACAUUCUUUUAUACAAUUAUUUUAUUUUUAAACUACUGUCACAGAGAUAAUCAGUCCAGGUAUGUGAGGUUUGAGAAAUGGCCUCUGAUCAAGUUACAGGAUACCAAGGAGGAGGAGAAUCGAGAUGUAGUUACAAUGAAAGUCGUGAGAAUUUAUGGCUUAAUGUGGACACGGGAGUCAUAGAAUUAGGACUUCCAUGUGAAGUGGGAUGGAACAAAAAAAAUGGUUGACGGGUGGGAGGUGGGGUGAUCUUAGUAAAUGCUCUAGAACAGGGAUUCUUAACCUUUUUUGCAGCGCUGCAAGUCCACUCCUUUUUAAACAACCAACACCGCCCCCCCCCCCCCUACCAUAAAAAUUAUAUUGUAAUAAAAAUAUUUUUGUUAUCGUAGUUUUAUUUCUUUGAUUAACUUUUUAUAUACAAGGGGAAAAAUUACCAAUACAACCCAUGCGCCAACAAAAUUUAAUAGAAAAACAUUUAGAUAAAUAUAGCUUCCUGUCACAUACAAAAGUUCCCGAACCCAUACAAAAGUUACCAAACACUUUAUUUGGCAUUGAACCAUGGUAAAAAAAGUGUGUUUCUGACCUUAUUUUAAGCAAACCAAAUUAUUGACGCAUUACAAUUGGAAAAUUUCGUGUCAUCUGUUAUCUUUUUAAGAAAUUCAGUUAGACAGAGUAAUGUUUGCUUUGUAAAUAUUCAAUUUUUCAAUUUUGUGUCACCCCUUGAGAUGGUGUCACCUGGUGCAGUCCACACUCCCCUAGCUAAGCCACUAAAUACAAUUUUCUGGUCUUCCACACCUCAGGACUCGGGAGCAGAGGCGUAGCGAGAGUGUUUGGCACCCGAGGACAAGAUUGGCGCCCUGGGACAAUAUUCAUUAAAAAACGCUCCCUUUUCUUUUUUCAACUCUCAAACCCAUUAUUUUCAUCAAUAAAAUAAUAUCAAAGCACAUUUUGGCGCCCCUAACUAGCUGAUGCCCGGGGACAUCUGCCACCCCCCCACCCCCCUUUCGCUAUGCCUCUACUGGGGAGGUACUUUUACCCCUGGUUAAGAACCACUGCUCUAGUGAAAUGUCUAUGACACAGGUGCAGUAAUUUGAUAUCCACGGGAGGUGAAUUUCUUAAGGGUUUGUAAAGGACAGUUGUGGACACAGGGACUUUUUAUAAGGGGGGGUGUGCAGAGAUUUGCGUCGUUAUAUUUGAGGGGGGUCAAAAACCUUCAAAAUUUGCGUGACAUCAUUUAUCGAUGGCCCCUAAAUUUAAGCUUCGGAUGGCCCAAGUAUUGCUAUAGGCAUGUGCAUAACCCUUAGGCAGGGGCCUUCCAUAGACUAAAAAUCAGUGAAUUUCAUUUCUAUUUAUUUUAAAAAUCUAUAAAAAUAUCACCACAAUGUUUUGUUAUUCUUGUUGUACUGUUGCUUUAUGUUUUAAAAACAAAUAAUUAUUGAAGGUCUGUGUUCAAGCUGUGUGAAUGAAAUGGUAAAACAAGGUAUGUGGAAGCUUAAAUAGAAAGACAGGACAAUAAAAGAAGAACGUUUCAGUUGAGGAUAGCUCUUAGCCGAAACUUUGUUCUUUUAUUGUCCUUUCUUUUCUGUUCAAGCCUUGUUCUGCUAUUUAAAAAAAAUAACUUGCUAAAUAUAGCAAGAGUAAUGUAUUUAUCCAAUUGUUAUUGAAACUUUAGUUCACUCUACAUAUGUUUCUGUGCCGGUUAGGUAAUUUGUGACAUAAGUUCGGCUGAACCAAAGAGCUCCAGGCGGAGAAAACCCUCAACUUAAUUAAAAUUUUUUUUUUACAACAGUGUUUCCCAACCUGUUUUCCCCAUGCUGCACUUCAGCACCCUUUUAAAACUUAAAUAUACAUUUCCUUUCUCAGAGAAUAAAUGUCACCCCACAAUUUUCAAAUGGCUUCCCUGUUUAAUCUACACCCCACUGUGGGAACACUGAUUUACAGGGACUUUGUUAAACUGUCAUGCGCAUCAUAAUUGUUUUUAAAGAAAUUGACAUUUAUUUGGAGGGGGUGAACGCUAUUUUUUUUCAAGUGUCUUAUCUCAAUAAUUUUUUACUACAUGUAUUACUAUUUACUUUUAUUAUUCAACAAAACUGUUGCAUUGGGAUUGUCAUGAUUUUUUGUUUUUGGUUGGGAAAUGUUUGAAAAAGUAUUGGUUUAUUUAAAAAACAAAAUAGUGUUAGUAUUAGUAAUAGUAUAUCAUCAUCUAUAUAUGGGGUGGAAAAUUGGAACUUUUACCUUUUCCACUUCUGUGGAGUUGGAUAAAUGGUUUCCGAAAGAGGAACUAAUCAGUAAUGCCCAUUGACAAUUAAUUAUUCCAGGUUGUAAUGUUAUGCAAUGUGAGGAUCUCUCUCUUAAAGUAAUAUUAAUAAUGUAGGUAUCCUUAUGAGGAUACUAUUUGGUAUUUAUUCAAUGACAAGAUAAUUUAUAAAUUAUUUGAAAGCAGUUGCUGUGUAAGGUUUUUGUGGAGAACAUUACUGAAAAAUUAUUUGUUUAUAUUUUUUUAUAAAACCAAAUAUUCAAUAUCAUCUGUGGCUCAAGUCUACAACUAGAUCUAAGGCAGAGGCGUCUCAAGAACUGGUGACUCAUAUUGUUUUGUCACCCCCUUUGGACCCCCCACUGGAACCUACACCAACAAUUCUAAACCAGAUCAUAGUAUUGUCUCUAAACUAAUUCCUAAAGAAACAAAGGAUAUAUAAAGAAAACAUAAAAUUUGAGACAACCACUACCAUGGUAGAUUGCCAACAGUUCUUUACAAAUUUAUAAGCUUGAAACCACACAUGAAGUCACAAACAAUCAUGUCAUGAGAAAUAAUUGCAGGUUUAAUGAGAUGAUUGGCAGAGCUUCAAGGAUGGCUAAUUCGGCUAAGAAUUUAAAAAGUUUAAACAUUGACCAAUCUUUGUCUUCUUUGAUAUCACGAUCUGCUGAUGCUUUCAGGUGCCUCACCAGCCUUGGUAUUUCUAAUGAAAGUUCACUUUCAGAUAACUCAUCAUAGAAAAUGGUCAGUUGGAGGAUAGACUCCAGUCCAGUGCUGUCUUAAGGCAUCGACACACUGGACACUUGCCGAUUGCUUCAUACCUCUAGAGAGCCUCACACCUCUAGGGAAUAUCACACCUCUAGGGGGCCAUCAUGCUUUUAGGAGCAUUAUGCUGCUGAUAUUGUGAAUGAAUAUUGCAAUAUUUUUUUUUUGCAAUUUAAUUUGCUAUCAAAGUGCAGUGGGAAGACCAUUGUUGACUCCACAUAAAAUAUGCCAGCUUGAAACAAUAGUCCUGCAGACAGUCCCUCACCGUAACUGCCAGCCUUUAAACAAUAGGCCUACAGAAGUCCUACAGCCAGUCUAUACUUGUGGCUCUUUAUUGAUUGAUCUAAUAGUUGACUCUGAAAAAAAUUAAACCCUUUUGUGUGAGUUCAACCAUCACAUAUGGCGCUCGCCGCUUGACAGACUUGGUCCCCACUCCCAUAGUGACGCCACUAAUGAAGGGUCUCAAACUUCCUGAAGAUGAUUCAAGGGCUCAUGGCUACAACACACUUAUACAUCAAUAUUAAGUAUUUCUUAUAACUAUGUGUACAGUGAUUUUUGUGUGUGUAUACUUAGAUGCCUGCAUAUAGGUAGCAAGUUUUAACUGAGAAUAAAUGUGGUUAUUUAUUACAUUUUUUAUAAACCUUCACUGUAUAGAAGAAAAAAGCUGGACUUGCACUUUUCGGAAAAUCAAAGGUCUUGGACAGUAUUUUCCAUACCAGUUUAGUCAGUCUUCUGUUUUAACCAAGUGAACGUAUUUGUACUAAUUCAUAGAUGUAGGCCUACCAGUUCAAAAUAUUGAUUAUAAUUGACUGAAUACUCUUGGUUAUAAUAUCGGACAUUGUUUCAUCUUACAUACCUUUUAAGAAAAAUUAUCUUCCCCUACCGGUAUGCUGGAAAUGAAGCAAAGUAGUACUAAUACCCUUGGGAUUUCAAACAUUCCGAGGGCUGAAUAUAAACUAGUUGAUUUUUAUAAAAUUCUGGAUAAAAGGAGUGAGAAGAAUCAGGAUUACAUAAAUCAAUAAAAGGAUUCACAAGAUUUAUUCAUAGCGUGGAUUGUGUGCACAUGUUUUUUCUACAAACUUUUAUAGGUUAGCUUAAAAUUACUGAUAAUAUUAAAUUGGACAUUUGUGCACUUUUUGUUUCAAAUUUGAAGCAGUGGUCACCAUACAUUCAUGUUUCAUAAUCCCUUUUAGGCUAUUUAUGUUAUCUGAAACUGUUGUUAACUUACAGUAAAUGCUAUUUAUAGGUUGCUGCUGCUAGUGGACACAAAGUCAUUGUUGUGGAUAAAACUCAAGACAUUAUUAACAAAGCUGAAAGUUCCAUUAAGAAGAGUCUUGAGAGAAUUGUCAAGAAAAAGUUUCCUGAUGACACUAAGGUAGGGAAGGUCACACAUAUAAAUCUAUAAUUAAUUUUAAUUCAACCAUCUGUUUUUUGACAUUAUUCAGCUAAGUCAGUAGAUACUACUCAGGUUUUAAAAGUAAAUCUGGAUAUUUUAAUUAAAAGUUGUAUGUAAUUAAAGGAUUUUUAAAGUGUUUAUUCAAUGGUGCCAGUUAAACUUCUCUAAUUUUCCCAAGGUGGGUUAGAUUUCAGCAGCUAGAUGUGACAUAAUUAUGUUCUAAUUAUUUCUAAUCUCCUAACCUUGAUUUAUUAUUGUUGGAAACCACUGCUCUAGCAUGAUAUGUCACAUAAGUUCUACCCAAAAUAUGUUUACAAAGACAAUGUUUUUCCCUUCAAAUUCUCCUUCUUAUAAUUUGUUUUAUUAUUAAAGAUAAGAAUGAAAUACCAAAUUCUGAUGUAAUUAGACCAGUAUAUUCAGUUAUUAAAAAUGCAGGUAUAUUAAGACCACUAUAUUCAGAUAAUAAUAAGGCCAGUAUAUUCAGGUAAUAAUAAGACCCGUAUAUUUAGCCCAUUUUCUUAUCAUUGCAACCCUUUUCAGAGAUCUGUAAUUUAUUAUGAUCUGUUAAAAAAUAUUUUCCCAUUCUUGGAGUCUGAAGAGCUAAGGCAUUCCCUUAAUUUAAAAAAAUUAUCAGUUUUUUUUUUUUUUUAAGAUUACAGUUUGCUUAGUUGAAAAAGUUAAUAUACAUUUAAUUUGAUUUCUUCUUCUAUAUCUUAAGGGCCCACGAUCAAUUUAUUGAUCAUUUUGGCUCCUAUGAUUUGGCUCUCAUUUCCAAGAAACUUAACUUUGCUUAAACAAAGAGAUAAAAGAGUUUAAAACUUAAUGUAACUCAAUUUUUCUGAGGCUGUGUGCUAAAUAUAUUCUGUGUGUAAAAAUCUUUAGUCUUGUGUGAGCAAUGACAUGCAAGUUCUCAUAGAGCUCUUUGCUGGUUGGCAAAUGUUAUUGUUAUACCAUAAAUUCUAGUACAAUCAUUUCCGUAAUUUUUUAAUGAUCCCUUUUAAAUGUAAAGUUUGAAUGUAAAUGUUUUAUAAUGAACCUUGCAUUCAAAUUAUUUGUAAUUGUUUCACGUUGCAUUUAAAUGAUGUUUUCAGUUGUUUUGUAAAAAAAAAAUGUGAGGGGGGGGGGGGCAGUGCAAGUCAUUUCUUAUGAUUAGGGGGUACACAGUAUUUAAAAACUUUUAAAAAAAAAAGUGGUUACUAAAGGGUGAUGACUGCAUUUCACGUUGCAUUUAAAUGAUGUUUUCAGUUGUUUUGUAAAAAAAAAAUGUGAGGGGGGGGGGGGGCAGUGCAAGUCAUUUCUUAUGAUUAAGGGGUACACAGUAUUUAAAAACUUUUAAAAAGAAAAGUGGUUACUACAGGGUGAUGACUGCCUAGUAUUUGUCUAAUGCCAAAGGGGGAUAAAUGAGAACCUUCUGUUGAUACUUUUAUUUCUAUUGAUUAUCACACAAGGCUCAGCAAAAGUAUUUAACUGAUGUCUUAGAAAACCUGAGCUUAUCUACUGAUGCUCUGGCAGCAGUGAAAUCUUCUGAUCUGGUGAUUGAGGCUAUAGUGGAGAACUUGGAUGUCAAAAAAGAGUUGUUCUCAGCCUUAGACAAGGCUGCUCCAGAGUGAGUAGAUGCUUCUAUCCAGUUGUAUUAGUGUCUGAAGGGAACCUAAAUACUUUUUUUUAAGGUGACAUUUAGAUUUAAAUGUAUUCAUUGUUUAAUCUUCCCCAUGCCAAGUUGCGCGGGUAAAAAUAAAUUAAACAUUGAAACAUUUUAAAUAAAUUCAAAUAUACGAUAGUUGGCAAAAGAGGAGGAGCGGGGCCAUAAGACUGCAUAAAAAAAAACUAUUUUUCUUUUUCUUCACUGAAAAUUGUUACAUUACUUAAAGACUUGAAGGUUAAAUUUAUGUAAAGUUACUCACUGCCUGUGUAUUUCAAGUUUGUUUCUGGUGACUAGGAUGAAUGCUCAUCAAUGUUUUUUUAAUUCAGGAAAAUCCCCUCACUAAAUGGCUUCUUAGUUUUUAAAUUUAUAUUGAAAUAUUUUAUCUACAUUCUUUUAAUUUAUCCUCAGAAAAACAUUGUUUGCAAGCAAUACCUCUUCCAUCCCAAUUAAAGAAAUUGCCACAGCGACCCAAAGGAAAGACAGAUUUGGAGGUCUCCAUUUCUUUAACCCUGUUCCCCUCAUGAAGUUGUUAGAGGUAAAGUUAGAAAUGUUAUUUUGAAAUUUUCUAUAUUACCACUUGCAACAAAGUUAUGAUAUUUCUUGCGAUUUAAAAAAAAAAAUAGUCACUGGUGAAAGGAUGGGGGAUGAUUCAUGUUAGGGUCCAAGAAGUCAAAAUGGUGCACCUUUGAGUGUUUAUGUCAGUUUACGUUUAGUCAUCCACGUUACUUCUGAGUUAUUUAAACAAUUCAGUUAUGUACUUUCAGGUGAUCAGAAUUCCUGAGACAACAGAUGCUACUUACAAAUCUCUGGAAGCAUUUGGUAAAGCCCUUGGAAAGACAACAGUUCAAUGCAAGGUAUACAAAGUGCUCCCUUUAGGAGAUGUUACCUUUAAAAAGAUUUUUUAAUACAAUCUUAAUGAAUAUGUAUUCCUAAAUACAACCUCUUAGUAAUAUUAUUUUCCACCCUCAGAAUAUCCUGCCUAAAAAUAUUGGUUUAUUUUGUUAUAAUCCUUAUAGAAAUAAUGCUUUCUCUGUACAGGACACACCAGGUUUCAUUGUGAAUCGACUCCUUGUUCCUUAUAUGGCUGAGGCCAUUAGACUUGUUGAGAGAGGUGAAUAUGUUAGAGAUUUACAUUCCGCCUUUAUAUCUUAUGUUUAAAUAUGAGUUGUAGGAUUUGUUCAGGACUGAGUUUUGAAAUCAUGAGCAUUACUAACAAUUGUACAUUUCUGUCUCUCCUUUCAAAACUUUUCAUAUUGCUAUUAACAUUGAUAAUAUGGGUGAUUCAAAUUCAUGUUUUUGACAAUAAAUAAUUUGUAAUAAUAGAGUUAAAUAUGAAAAUUGGGGGCACUUAAAAGAUUGUCUUAUCUGAUCCUUGGGUCUUUUUUGAGCUUAUAAAAUGUUCUUGGUAUUAUUUAGUAAAAUUGGUAAAAUCAAGAGAUGCAUUUUGGAGUAUAUCUGAAUUCAGUAUUUCUAUUAGACUAUUUGAUUGGGGGAGGCAGUGUGUGGGGAGAGGGUUGCGAUAAAAUGGCUGGUGUUGGGAGAGAGUUUGUAAGGGAGGGAGGGGGGGGGAGGAAUUAUUCAAGCGCUUGGGGGGGGGGGGUUGGGGGGGGGGCAUUAUGGCCCCCAGUUUCAAACAUAAACUGAAUUCACUGUGGUGGUAGUGUGUUCCGGAAUAAUCAUUUGGCACAAGUUUAGAGUCAAACCCUUACUUUUACAUUGAUCUGCAUUUUCUAGGUUGAGUUUUUUUCUCCAUAACUUCCUUUCAGGAGAUGCAUCACCUCGAGAUGUAGAUACAGCAAUGAAACUUGGAGCUGGUUAUCCAAUGGGACCAUUUGAACUUCUUGAUUAUGUGGGGCUUGAUACAACUAAAUUCAUAAUUGAUGGUAUAGUUUCUCUAAUGAUUUUUAAUUUUUUAAUAAAUACUCUUAAUAAUUUCUGGGGAACGCAUUGCAAAUUGUAAAGUUCUUUUGUAGCAUAAUGCUUUCUGAUGUGCUAGUGGUAAAAUGGGUGGUGGAUUUAUAAUCUCCUUUUGUGCAUAAAAGACAAAAUAAAAAAUCUACCUUAUUUAUUAUAAAAUAUACAACAAUUAAGCAUUUUUUAUUACUCUAUUUUAAAUUAAUUAAUUUUUUUAUAUAAAAAAUAAAACUUAAAAAUGUGAAUGGUCCAUUCAAUUCCUAUUGUUCUCCCACAAAGGAAUAGAGCAUCAUCAACACAGUAUUUUUGAGUCACAUCAGAGAACAGCACUUAGCAAAUAUUGAUAUGUCUAAAAAAUGAAACAGACAUGUCCAAUGUCUAGGAUCAUAGUGUUGGAACUAAACUAUGGUUGUUCUUGAGAUAAACACUUCUUUUGAUUUCAUGUCACAACUAAUGUUGAUCAUGGGUUGAUAAAAAUUCUGGUGUUAGCCCCCUUUUUCUCAGGAGCUAACAUUGUUUUUUUUAAGCUAUUAAUAACCAAAGAAAAAAAAGAUGUAAAAUCCGUCAUCAGUUAAAAUAAAAAUUCACUUUCCAUGUUGAAUAAUCCAUCAUUUUGUGUGGUUUUUGUGUGCAUAGUCAAAGUUUCUACAGUAGCCCUAUGGUGUUUUUAAGCUUCAAUUGGAUCUUGUAUUUUUACCUCCACAGGCUGGAGCAAAAAGGAGCCUGACAACCCUUUAUUCCAACCAUCCCAGAUGCUAAAUAAAUUGGUGAAAGAAAACAAAUUAGGCAUGAAGAGUGGAGAAGGAUUUUACAAAUAUGACAAGAAAUAGUCAUGGUGAUAUCUAAUAUUGAUGUUAAAUUCCAAAAAAUGUUUAUUGUAUAUAAUCCUAAUUAAAUAAAAUGAAACUUUAAUUUUAAGGGAGGAGUUGAAAGAAAGUUUAUAAAAAAAAUACAAGUUAAAAGAUGUUCUCUCUUUACUACUUAACAUUUUGAUCAAAGAGCAAACAAAAAUAAUUUUUUACUUCAAUAUGGACAAAGAUGCUGGUGCCGAUAUUUUUUUUUUUUUUUUUGCAAGGUUUAGGAGCACUCAAUUUUUGAAGUGAUUUGGACAUUAAUAUUUUCUUUCAAACAACUAAGUUUUUAAUUAUUUUUAAAAGCUGGCAAAUAGUUUGUAAUCCUGUCUUAGUUUCCCAAAAGUUCUUUUACAUGUUUCACAAAAAUUAGGAAAUUUGCAUUCAAAUAUUUUAAUUUUUAAGUUUAAAAAAAUAUUAAAUGUAAAAAGAUGAUAUAAAUAUAAUUGAAUUUUUUGUCCUAAAACUUUGAUGAAAUAUAACUCUGAAAAAGCUGAGCCCUAAUCCGGGGAAAAAAAAACAAUCCGGGUUGUGCUUCCAAACCUUGCUCUUGUUUUUUUUUAUGGUGAUUAUCCUCCAUUUUUGAAAUAUGGAAAAAAAACAAUGGAAAGCUGUGAUUUUUAUUAACUUGUCAUUAAAAUUUAUUGUUAAAGUCAUAUGCAAUAUUUCUCAAUGUUUUUACAGUAAAUUUAAUAUUUCUGAUUGGUCAACCAAGCGACCAACUAGAGGGCACAUUCUUUACUUAAUUGAAUUUAUUAAUGGCUUUUUUAAUUCUCUAUUCAAUCCUAUGUAAAAUCUUGGAUAGGAAUCCUUUCUUGAAAAUUAAGUAUAGGAAUUAGAGUGAGUUUUGUUUUUGGGUGAUAUUUGUGGCAUACUUUUAUAAUCUCUUCUAUUAAAUAGGUACAUUUUUUAUAAUCAAUUCUAAAAUUUAAAUUUGUCAACUGUGUAGCAGUGUUUGUUUUGCUUAGACACUAUGCUAUUUGGUGUCAUGCAGAAGAACAAAAGGAACACUAUUAGCAACAAUAGUUUUUUUCUCUCCUUUUUUUUACAAUUUCCAAACUUAAAUUCUUUGUCUAGUAAUAAAUAAGGCCAUCACAAUUUUAAUUUCUGUUUAUUGGUCAAGUUAUAAUAUAAGAUUUGAUCCAUACCAGAGAUCAAUCUAAAUACAACUCUACAAAUCAGUGUCUCUGGUGACCAUUCAUUUCUGCUGAUGAUUAGUUUUUAGUUACCAAAUGAUUUGCCAGGCAUUGCUUCGAUGUGAACAAAUUUUGUGUUCAAAGAAUAUUAUAUAUUCAAAUAUAACCUUGUGUUUUGUAUGCGCAGAGUCUAAUGAUCUUAAAUGCAAUUUGUAUUAAACCUGAUUUUCUACCGUUAUUGGUGAGUUACCAUUGAUUGCAUGUAACCCUUAUUGGUAUUGGAGAAAUAAACACAAUAAAUGAGUUAAUGUUGUAAUUGUUUAAGUUGUCAUAAGUACAGUUCUUAUUGUUAAUAGUGUCAAUUAUUAUGAUGAGUUGUUCAAGCAUUUCUCACCUUACACUUAAUUACCAUAUUGUUUUGUUUCUUAACAUACUUGAAG